GUUGGUAUGUUAAGAUGAGAACUCCAAAAUCUGCUGAAUGAUUUUCUUCUUACUCUAUACAUGUUUCACUUGCAUUCCUUACACAGAAUUGUUGAGUCAAACGGGAAUUAUUGAGAGCAGACAAAAAUGGGGCAGAAGAUAUAUGUGAUGUUCUAUGACUGGUAUAUAUGGAUUACUUGGGCUCUCUCAGCGGCCAUUAUACUGUUUUUAGGACAGAAGACACUAUGGGGUAAAGGUAGAGAUGGAGAUGAUAGCUCAGUGAACAACAAAAACCCACCUGGAUCGACUGGAUUGCGGUUUGUUGGAGAAACUAUCAGUUUCCUUCGAGCAGCAAAUUCACCUCUGCGUCGAAAGUUCAUUGAUGAGCAUGAACUCACGUAUGGGCCAAUUUUCAAAUGCAAUUUGUUUGGAAAAGCAAAAGCAGUUGUGUCGGUGGAUCCAGAGUUCAAUAAAUAUGUCCUGCAAAAUGAGGGAAGGCUUUUUCAGUCCAAAGUCAUGGCACCCACAAGAAAUCUUUUGGGCAAAUAUGGUUUGCCGGAAGUCCACGGAGAACUUCAGAAAAAGAUCCAUGGAACUGCUGUUAAUUUUUUCAGGUUUGGAAAGCUCGGCUCUGACUACAUGGACGAUAUACAAAAAGUUUUCCUCGCCGAAAUGAGUAAAUGGGAAGACCAAAGAGAUAUCCCUCUUGAACACAAAUGCCAUGAGAUGGGUCUUAAGGUGAUAGGGAAAAUAUUGUUGGAUUUACCCUCUACAGAGGAGAUGAAAGAUAUUUAUAAGGCAUUUCAUGAUUUCACAGAAGCGAUUCUAUCCCUGCCUCUCAAUAUUCCCGGAACCUCUUACUACAGAGGAAUUCAGGAAAUUUCUCAUAAAAAAGAUCUACGAGUGUAUGGAGGAGAGGAGAGGGCAUCCAGAUAUGAAACCUAUGGCAUUUGCUGUAAAGUUUAUCAGGAGAAUCCAAGGGCACUGGAGGAGCUCAGGGCUGAGCAUGAUGAUAUCAUAAAGUCCAAAGGAAAACACAUUGAAAAGCUGACAUGGGAUGACUAUGAAUCCAUGAAAUUCACUCAUUGUGUAAUAAAUGAAACCCUUCGAUUGGCUAGUGCUGCCCCGUGUCUAUUCAGACAAACCAUACAGGAUGUUAAAGUGAAAGAUUAUGUUAUUCCCAAGGGAUGGAUGGUGUUUGUUUUAAUAGUAGCCACCAAUUUGGAUGAGAAGUACUAUUAUGAAGCUGACAAGUUCUACCCCUGGCGCUGGCAAAAUGAGGAGCUUUUUGACAAACCAUUUUACAUGCCAUUUGGGGGAGGCAGCAGGCUUUGCCCAGGACUUCAUCUGGGAAAAUUUGAAAUUGCCCUCUUUCUUCAUUACUUCCUCACUAAAUUCAGAUGGGAGCCACUCGGAGUUGAUCAUGCUACCUAUUUUCCUCUUCCUAGCAUGUCAAAGGGCUUCCCCAUUCGGCUGUAUCCUCGAUUGAAAAAUGAGGAAUAAUGAAUUCUACCAGUGUUAUAGGUGUUGUGUUCUUCUGUGUUGGAGGGACUCGGUUGCUUUUAUCUUUAAACAGUGUUUAGUUUCUCAUGAAGUUGAAAUUAUUUAUGAUAA
Molecule: messenger RNA, 1593 nt
Organism: Cryptomeria japonica (Japanese cedar)
Lineage: Eukaryota; Viridiplantae; Streptophyta; Pinopsida; Cupressales; Cupressaceae
Product: cytochrome P450 720B2
Exons: 10
Coding region: 127-1482 (451 amino acids)
Biological process (GO): brassinosteroid homeostasis; multicellular organism development; sterol metabolic process
Molecular function (GO): monooxygenase activity; heme binding; oxidoreductase activity, acting on paired donors, with incorporation or reduction of molecular oxygen
Source: RefSeq, a predicted model, not a curated record